Messenger RNA from Zeugodacus cucurbitae (melon fly), 2901 nucleotides. RefSeq lists its product as uncharacterized. The coding region runs from base 73 to 2556 and encodes 827 amino acids. Lineage: Eukaryota; Metazoa; Arthropoda; Insecta; Diptera; Tephritidae. The record is from RefSeq and is a predicted model, not a curated record. Gene Ontology annotation, biological process: protein phosphorylation. The transcript has a single exon. Gene Ontology annotation, molecular function: protein kinase activity; ATP binding.
AAUAAAAUAAAACUUGCGGCUUCUAAACACCGGCAAAACGAAAAAAAAAAAGUUUUUUAGUUUCGCAGCAAGAUGUCUGCCACAACGAGCAGUGGCGCAAGCAGCGCAAGUGAUAGUUCCGUAACGGAUGCUGGUGAUACCAGUUUGAAAUUCGCCAAUAAAACUCUGCAAGACUAUGAAGUUAUAUCGGUGAUCGGCAACGGCACCUUUGGUACGUGCUUCAAAGUGCGCGACAAGCAAACGGGCGAGCUGUACGCGUGGAAGGGCAUCGACUACGAUGAGUUGAGUGAGUCGAAGAAGGCAUCGUUGGUGUCCGAGAUACGUGUGUUGCGCCAGUUGCAACAUCCGAAUAUCGUGGAAUACUAUCAUCAUUUGGUUAAUCAUGAGGCCAAGUCGAUAUUUAUUGUUAUGGAGUGUUGUGAAGGUGGCGAUUUGGCGCAGCUCAUAAAACGUGCGCGUGGCGAACGUAAACGCUUCGAAGAGCGUUAUAUAUGGCGUGUGCUUUUUCAGAUUUGCAAAGCGUUGCAGGUGUGCCACAACAAGAUAAGGAAAGGCACCAUUCUACAUCGUGACAUCAAACCGGCAAAUAUAUUUCUCGAUGCACAAGGCAAUGCUAAGCUGGGCGAUUUCGGUUUGGCGCGUAUGCUGCGUAAAAAUCAGGAUUUCGCUGCCACAUUCGUCGGCACACCCUACUACAUGAGCCCGGAGAUUGUUAGGGGUUCGCGAUAUGAUCGCAAAUCGGAUGUUUGGGCCGUUGGUUGUCUUGCAUACGAAAUGUGUGCUUUGCGCACACCCUUCCAGGCGGCGAAAUUCGAUGAGCUCAGCUUGAACAUUUCCAAUGGCAAAUUCAAUCACAUACCGUCCGUGUACACCAGCGAUCUGCAGGAGAUCAUCGCUUAUAUGUUGUCAGUGGAUAGUGAACAGCGUCCCAGCAUUGAGGUGAUAACGCGUCACCCGACCGUUGUGCGCAACAUAACUGAACUGGGUAAUGACUUUCCAACGCUAAUCAAAGCUGAGCUCGAUUUCUUUGAUGUCGAUGAAAUGCCCGCAGCACGUUGUAAACUGCAAUAUAGCCCUACUAUAGACCUAUCGAGCACUAUGUAUACGGAACACAAUAGUUUCAAUGAGGAUUACGGACAACGACGUUUGAGUGUUGGCUUUACGCCCGAUCUACGUGCCGAACUCUUUUCCUCCGUGAAGCGGCAUUUGAAGCCUAAAUCCAUAUUUCAACAUUCCGAUCCUGAGCUCUAUGAAAGCAUACAACACGAACUCUAUACGAGCGUACAUAAUCAGACACCACUGCGUCCGCCAAUACCACCGCCGAAACCAACUUCGCAUACACGCACGUCGGCCAACAUUUCUGUGGACGAGCUUAAGAGUCCCACCAUGAUCUCGGAAGACGUCUUUAAUGAGGCGUUGCAAGCACGUCUGCAUGCCAUACGCGCACACGAGUCGUUGCUAAAACAUAAAGAGCAUAGCUUGGAUAUGCGCACGCAAGAAUUGAAUGAACGUGAGAAGCGCUUACAGCAGUUGGAAUGUGUGUUGCAUAAACGAGAGCUUGAAUUGGUAGCGAAAGAGCAGGCUUUAGCAACGGAAGCUAUGCAAGCAGUGCAGCUAAGCGAAGAUAACGCGCGUUCACCAUCACCACCCCCUAUACCGCCACGCAAGUCCAGCGUUAGCAAGCACGAUGAGACCUACUGCAGCAUAGAAGACACACAACUGGAAACACCGACAAUCGCAAAACUCAAUUUACCAUUCACCAAGUCGUAUCCCUCACUGCGUCGUGUCACAUUCCAGUCGCCACAAACGUUUACAAAUUACAGCAUUGAUGCUAUUUCUAACGAUAGCGCGCAUGCGCAGCAUACUGUAGCCACUAAAGUGAAUACUAAACGGCAACCCAUGGAACUGCAAAACAGCGUCUCCAGUAAAGAUAGUCGGGAAUCGAUUGAUAGCGGCAUCGCGGCUAAUUCGACAACAACGAUAACAACAACAGCAACCGUACCACCUACACGCCGUCGUUCGUUAUUAUCUGCACUCUUUGGCAUACAUCGCAGCAGCAAAGACACCGCAAAGUCCGGCAGCAAUCAGCUCAAAAAUAGCGUUGACCAUAAUAAAGCCAACCAACAACCCGUACCAAGCUCACCAACACCCAAAACGCGCAUGCCAUUUGCACCACGCGCCGAUCAGGUGCUCGCUAAAUGCGAAACAUCGGAGCUGAGCAAUAUUUGGACUAAAGAACACAAGCGUGCAGCCUUUGACCUCUUAGCCGCUAUGAAUGCGGGUCAAUGUGGCGCAAACGAUGCAACCAAAUCGAACAAUGUACAAUAUAAUGGCUCCACAACGCAUAUUACUGGCAACAAUCCGACAAUUGGACGUCAGAAAUUCAGACAAUCGACACGUGAACGUCACAGCGCCACUUUGCGGCGCCACAACCACAUGCGGCGCUCGUUAAUGAUGCCGCCGCAAUCACUCGCGCAUGUUGCAGCCGCCAGCGCCGGUGCUGCGGUGACCAGUACACGCAGCAGUCUUAGUAGCAGGGAGAAAAUGCUUGUUUAGGGAGUAGUGAGAUGAGUUUCCUGUAAAUUUUUUCGAAGUUUUUCAAUAAUCAAUUCCUCUUUUAAAAAACGGUGCUUCUAUGUACCGUCUUUGCUGGACUGCUUACGUCGAAGCCCUAGAUGCCAUAAAAUCGUGUUUCUUCUAAAGACAAAUCAUUAAAUAACUUGUUAUACCAACCCGUUAAGGGUUUAUUUUAAUAUUUAUAGGCGUAAUUUUGUAGUUGUGAUGCGUAAGAAGUUCCCUUGGUCUUUGAGAUUAAAAAAAAAAAUGUUUUCAUGUUUGUACUAUAUCUAAUUUAUAAUUUAUAUUUAACUGUUAAUAAAUACAGAUCUUCAUUCUCGAAAA